Messenger RNA from Patiria miniata (bat star), 1350 nucleotides. RefSeq names its product ubiquitin-conjugating enzyme E2 A. Lineage: Eukaryota; Metazoa; Echinodermata; Asteroidea; Valvatida; Asterinidae. The transcript has 6 exons. The record is from RefSeq and is a predicted model, not a curated record. Gene Ontology annotation, cellular component: HULC complex. Gene Ontology annotation, molecular function: ubiquitin conjugating enzyme activity. Bases 157 to 615 code for a protein of 152 amino acids. Gene Ontology annotation, biological process: proteasome-mediated ubiquitin-dependent protein catabolic process; DNA repair; protein polyubiquitination.
UGGUUAAAUUUAGUGACGUCAGCUUUGACAACACUAUAGUGUAGGAGUGCAUUUCUGGUUCGGGAGAUCCCGGCAUAUUCUUGAUUUUUCCUUGUCAUACCGGACGAUUUCCGAGUAUAAAUCAGAUAUCAGGGUUGGGGUUAUUGUUUAAUUAAAAUGUCUACUCCGGCAAGGAGGCGUUUAAUGAGAGAUUUCAGAAAACUACAAGAAGACCCCCCAGCUGGCGUGAGCGGUGCACCCUCAGAAAAUAAUAUUAUGAUAUGGAAUGCUGUUAUAUUUGGGCCAGCAGACACACCUUUUGAAGAUGGUACUUUCAAGUUGAUGAUUGAAUUCACAGAAGAAUACCCAAACAAACCUCCAAAUGUCAGAUUUAUUUCUAAGAUGUUUCAUCCUAAUGUAUAUGCAGAUGGUGGUAUUUGUCUUGAUAUUCUCCAAAAUCGUUGGAGUCCGACCUACGACGUGUCUGCAAUAUUAACUUCAAUACAGUCAUUACUUGACGAGCCCAACCCCAAUAGUCCCGCCAACAGCCAGGCGGCCCAACUUUACCAAGAGAACCGACGGGAGUACGAGAAGAAAGUCGCUGCCAUAUGUGAACAAAGCUGGCAGAAUCUUUGACCCGGUAAUCCUCCACGAUCAUCUCCAUCAACCCCCCUCGUAAUGAAGCACCAGUUAUUAGUCUGGUCCCUCAUCUAGUCCCUAGACUCCCCCAAACAUUUGUCACAUCUUCCUCCUUAUGUAAGUAGAUGUAAACAAGACAUUUUUCAUAAGAAAGCAGAAAAACCACAAAUUGUUACUUUGUGUGGAGACGAAUUCUGCAAAGAGGUUUUUGUGAUGAAAACGGUCACUGGUUGAGGCUAGGAGUAUUUUGACUGAACCAAAAAUGUAGCGGGUUUAAGGUGCGAAAAAAAGAAGUAAAAAUUAAUGCUUUACAAAGUUUUUGACUAAUUUUCGUUUUUUUUUUUAUUUCUUUUUGUUGCUGGGUACAAAUGUUUUAUUAUGUAAUAUAAAGAAAUUAUGUCAUCUCUUGCACACUGUGGAAGUGUAAGAUUCCAAAUAAUUAGUGUGUAUUCGAUUGCUCGCGUAAUAUACCUGGGAUAAGUUUCCAAGCGUAUAAAUGAACCUCAAGUAAGAUGUAAAUUCCGUGUUUUCCCAACUUAAAUGAAGGAAUCAAAGUUUUGUGUUGCAAUUUAUUAUGCUUUGUAACACCACAUGACGAAACAUCACAUUCAAGAAAGCUGCAGAACUUUUGUUGUUCGAACAAGAGCAUUGUGAUACUUUGUAGAAGAUACAUUUGGGGAUGUUCUGUGUCCAAUUUGAUGAUCACUAGCAUCAAACCUCACAUGUACUUAA